UUGUUUGCAAGGCACAAGGUGUCUUUUGGUAGUGAGUGCCCUCUGCGCAUGCGCAGGUCCAUUCCGGGGGAAUUACUGCCCAGCCGCGGACUUAAGUUGCAUUCCUUGAAUCUUCGCCGAGGAAAAGACGAUCCUUGCAUCGGAGUUAGUGAUGUGGACAGUGCAAAACCGAGAGAGUCUGGGGCUCUUGUCUUUCCCGGUGAUGAUCGCCAUGGUCUGUUGUGCACACAGCGCCAACGAACCCAGCAACAUGUCCUACGUGAAAGAGACAGUGGACAGAUUGCUCAAAGGAUAUGACAUUCGCUUGCGGCCGGACUUUGGAGGGCCCCCCGUGGAUGUCGGGAUGCGGAUCGAUGUGGCCAGCAUAGACAUGGUUUCCGAAGUGAACAUGGAUUAUACACUCACGAUGUAUUUCCAGCAGUCUUGGAAGGACAAAAGACUCUCAUAUUCUGGAAUCCCUCUAAACCUGACCCUUGACAACAGGGUGGCUGACCAACUCUGGGUGCCGGAUACUUACUUUCUGAAUGACAAGAAGUCAUUUGUGCACGGGGUCACAGUGAAAAAUCGAAUGAUCAGACUGCAUCCUGACGGAACAGUACUCUAUGGGCUCCGAAUCACAACCACCGCUGCGUGCAUGAUGGACCUCCGAAGAUACCCUCUGGAUGAGCAGAACUGCACCCUGGAGAUUGAAAGUUAUGGCUAUACCACUGAUGACAUUGAGUUUUACUGGAAUGGAGGAGAGGGAGCCGUCACUGGGGUUAAUAAGAUCGAGCUUCCUCAGUUUUCAAUUGUUGACUACAAGAUGGUGUCCAAGAAGGUGGAGUUCACAACAGGGGCAUAUCCACGGCUAUCACUAAGUUUUCGUCUGAAGAGAAACAUUGGUUACUUCAUUCUGCAAACCUACAUGCCUUCCACGUUGAUCACCAUUCUGUCCUGGGUGUCAUUUUGGAUCAACUAUGAUGCAUCUGCAGCCAGAGUCGCACUAGGCAUUACCACGGUGCUGACGAUGACCACCAUCAGCACCCACCUCAGGGAGACACUGCCAAAGAUCCCUUACGUCAAAGCAAUCGAUAUCUAUCUGAUGGGCUGUUUCGUGUUUGUGUUCCUGGCUCUGCUGGAAUACGCCUUUGUAAACUACAUCUUCUUUGGAAAAGGCCCUCAGAAGAAGGGAGCCAGCAAGCAAGACCAGAGUGCCAAUGAAAAGAACAAGCUAGAGAUGAAUAAAGUCCAGGUGGACUCCCACGGCAACAUCCUGCUGAGCACCCUGGAGAUCAGGAACGAGACGAGCGGCUCCGAGGUGCUCACGGGCGUGAGCGAGCCCAAGGCCACCAUGUACUCGUACGACAGCGCCAGCAUCCAGUACCGCAAGCCGCUGAGCAGCCGCGAGGGCUUCGGGCGCGGCCUGGACCGCCACGGCGCCCCGGCCCCGGGCAAGGGGCGCAUCCGCAGGCGCGCCUCGCAGCUCAAAGUCAAAAUCCCAGACUUGACUGACGUCAACUCCAUAGACAAGUGGUCCCGAAUGUUCUUCCCCAUCACCUUCUCUCUUUUUAAUGUCGUCUAUUGGCUUUAUUAUGUACAUUAAGGUCUGUCCCAGAGGUUCGAUUUUCCUCUUUGUAAGCUCACAGGUCACCAACAGCGAGACUGCUGUUCCUGGGUGGAUUUUUUUGUUUGUUUGUUUUGUUUGUAGUU
Molecule: messenger RNA, 1689 nt
Organism: Jaculus jaculus (lesser Egyptian jerboa)
Lineage: Eukaryota; Metazoa; Chordata; Mammalia; Rodentia; Dipodidae
Gene: Gabrb1
Product: gamma-aminobutyric acid type A receptor subunit beta1
Exons: 9
Coding region: 152-1582 (476 amino acids)
Biological process (GO): nervous system process; signal transduction; chemical synaptic transmission
Cellular component (GO): membrane; neuron projection; synapse
Molecular function (GO): neurotransmitter receptor activity; extracellular ligand-gated monoatomic ion channel activity; GABA-A receptor activity
Source: RefSeq, a predicted model, not a curated record